This is a messenger RNA of Oreochromis aureus, 1437 nucleotides long. Its product is annotated as actin-binding Rho-activating protein-like. The record is from RefSeq and is a predicted model, not a curated record. Gene Ontology annotation, biological process: positive regulation of Rho protein signal transduction. Gene Ontology annotation, molecular function: actin binding. The transcript has 3 exons. The coding region runs from base 441 to 935 and encodes 164 amino acids. Lineage: Eukaryota; Metazoa; Chordata; Actinopteri; Cichliformes; Cichlidae.
UGUCACAUGUAAGCAAAUUUUUGUCAUCAGUACACAUCGGUAUGCUUUACUAUUCUGGUCAUACAUGUGUGGAUAAAGUCUGUAAUCUGCUUUACAUCAGAGCCGUCUUGUAAGCCCGCCCCUCCUACUGAUUGGCUGUCCGGGUUGUCUCUGCCGUGUCACUGGCUGAAGUUGAUGUUCAUCACAGUGGUUUUGUCUGGUGACAAAAAGGCAUCCACCCGCACUCUUGCCUCUGUCAGCACUGCUGCAGUGUUGUUAAGUUGUGUUAUUUAGUAACAGUGUAACCAGGACUCUUGCUCUUUGGUCGCAAUGAAGCGUAACUGCAGGUGAAGGGAGGAUCAGAUUGCGGCUGCCAGUCACACCUGAUGUGCCAUAAUACCAGAGUCAUACACACAGCUGGAUCACAAGAACAGUUGUGUGAAAAAUAAGUAGAGUCAAACAUGGGAACAAACAGCCAGAGCGCCACCAUGGAAACUGAGGAUGAUGCCCAAGCUCCUGCGGCGUGCAUCGUUUCUGUGAAAGGCUUGAAGGAAAACUGGCAGAAGUGGUCCAGCGAACACCAGGAGUACCAGAAGCACAAUCCCUUCAGUCACAACACCAGACCGAGCAUGGUGGUCCCUCCGAGGGGUGGGGAUGAGUAUGGGAAACCCCUGCAGGGUUCCCUGACAGAGCAACGUGGGAAGGACGCUCACACACACAUCAGCAGAGAGGUUCAGGAGCUGUGUGAGGUCAUAAGGAGCAUUGGGGAGUCGGGGGGCAGCGAUGGGAAAGUGAUUACUGUAAGAUUUGGAAAGCUGUUUGAGCAUUAUGUGACUAUCUCGAAUAAACUGGUUGGGAUUCUUCUGCGAGCGAGGAAACAGAGACUGGUUGACUUCGAGGGGGAGAUGCUGUGGCAGGGGAAGGAUGAUCACGUAGUUAUCACUUUGUUGCAGUGACCAGAAAUGUUGAUUAGAUGCCUUGAUUCAUUGUGCGUGCAGUACACGCAGGUACACGGGCACUUAAUGUGGCAGCUUUAGUAGACAAAGAACACGGGGAAACCACUAAAUGUCAGUCAAAAUGAGAAAAGGUAAAUGUUCAAACUUGAGCAUUUUUUUCCCUCCAGCAGCUUGUUGACGAGGUGAAAGUGGAGCAGUGAGCAGCUGAGAUGACAUCAGAUUCGCUAAUGAGACUGAACCGAAGCCAAAGAGAACAUGAGGCUGCCUGUGACAGACAUAAUGGUGCUAUAGGAUGAACUUGACCCGACUUGGCCUGACUGCUUCAACGUGUAUUUAUUUUAAGUGUGCUUUGCAAUGACACAAUAUUACUACAGUUCCAAAUUUUAAAACUAAUAGUGCAGCUUUAAAGCAAUAAGAACCACAUCAUAAGGAACUAUAGAUUGAGUACCAGCUCUUAUUGAAAGUAAAGUAAUAAUAUAUAUAUAUAUAUAUAUAUAUAUAU